Capsicum annuum is the source of this 1560-nucleotide messenger RNA. RefSeq lists its product as uncharacterized. The transcript has 10 exons. Bases 1 to 1560 code for a protein of 519 amino acids. Lineage: Eukaryota; Viridiplantae; Streptophyta; Magnoliopsida; Solanales; Solanaceae. The record is from RefSeq and is a predicted model, not a curated record.
AUGAAUGAGUUCAGAAUGCGUCAAAGAAUUAUUCAACAAAUUUUGUUGGUGCUAUAUUUCCUUUUGAGUUAUAGUAGGGUACAAGGAGAAAAGAAACUUUCUGAAUUAGAGGACGCGGAGCUAGAGAAACAAUUAAAACUUUUGAACAAGCCAGCGGUUAAAAUAAUUAAGACUAAAUAUGGGGAUACAUACAAUUGUGUUGAUUUCUACAAACAACAUGCAUUUGAUCAUCCGUUACUGAAGGACCAUAAUUUUCAUUCCGAUAUGAAACCAACUUUCCGUGGGAUAAAACAAAAUCAUGAUGCAACAUCUACUAGGUCAUCAACAAUAUGGUUAAACGAUGAAGGUUGUCCUUUUGGAACUGUUCCCGUUAGGAAAAUUACGAAGGAUGAUCUUAUAAGACAAAAAAGUAUGCCACCGCCAGAAAAUGUCGAAUUUGACGAUCAAUUUAUCGAUAGCAACAAUAAUAGAGAGCAAAAAGGAAGCUACACAUCAUCACCGUAUAAGCUUGCAAUUGUUCGAACUGUGACCAAGCCAGAUAAUAAGUUUUGGGGUGGUGGAAUGAUAGCUAAUUUGCACAAUCCUCACGUUGAAGGACAACAAAGUAGUGCUUGUCGAGUAAAAGUUCAUAACGGACGGGAUAUUCUUCAAGCUGGUUGGAGAGUAGAUCCAACACUAUACGGGGAUAACCAAACUAGGCUUUUCAUACAUUUUCAGGCAGGUAAAACUCAGUGUUUCAAUACACUGUGUCCAGGCUUUGUACACGCAAACCAAAAUAUACCUCUUGAUAUGCCAUACAAGGACCGUAUUUCACAACCCGGAAAGACGGUAUUGGAGGAAACAUUCUACAUUGUUGAGGAUCUUCUUGACAACUGGUGGCUUUUACUGGGCGAAAACUCUGAAAAAAUUGGAUAUUGGCCGCGAAAGAUCUUCACCGACCUAACAAGUUUUGCUAUGAAAGUGGAGUGGGGAGGAGUUGUUUAUAGUCCACCAGGCGUACCUGAACCUCCAAUGGGAUCAGGGAAUUACCCCAUUGAAGACAUUCAUUCUGAUUCUUAUUGUAAGAACAUUGCAAUUAUAGACACGAAAGCAAACAAAGUCGAAAUAGAUACAGCAGUGAUACGUCUCGAUAGUCGUUUGUACGAUCUUAUAUUUAAACAAUUUGAGGAUGGUGCAAAUACUUUUGUUUAUGUUCUUUAUGGUGGACCUGAUUUCGCCGGAGAAAUCAGAGAUGAAGAAGUUUUAGGGGAAUUUCGGGACUGUGGAGAAUCGAUUCUACGAUGUAGAGCUUAUUCCGGUUGUAGUGUAUUCUGUGAAGAUGCAAAAAUGGUGAUCCCCCAACUCGAUCAAACCCCCUCCCAAAAGAUAACCGAGCAAACCCCGAAACAGUUCCUACGAAAUACGACAAUUUCUAAGGAUCAGUCGCCGAUUUUAGGCAUUUUCCGACAGGUUUUCAAAAUUGAUUCAAUCGGAGUUACUAUUUUCUCGGUGCCGGAGCUCCGGAGAGCUCCGACGGUGUCAAGAGAAGACGAAAAUGGUUUAGAUUUCGGCGAUGGGUAG